Bombyx mori (domestic silkworm) is the source of this 1350-nucleotide messenger RNA. RefSeq names its product 15-hydroxyprostaglandin dehydrogenase [NAD(+)]. Gene Ontology annotation, molecular function: oxidoreductase activity, acting on the CH-OH group of donors, NAD or NADP as acceptor. The record is from RefSeq and is a predicted model, not a curated record. Lineage: Eukaryota; Metazoa; Arthropoda; Insecta; Lepidoptera; Bombycidae. The coding region runs from base 220 to 963 and encodes 247 amino acids. Gene Ontology annotation, cellular component: cytoplasm. The transcript has a single exon.
AGUCGUCGCUCAUGCUUCACAUAAAGCUUCAGUCACCACUAAAGUCUUAUGCGCUUUUCUAGUACUUACUUCUUUUUAGUGCCAAAUUCGUGUAUUACAAACAAAGUGAAUGAGGACUAAGUGAACACCUUGAUAAACAAAAAUACAGUUUUAUUUGGCACGAUCUAAAAACAGCUUCGUACCGUCUCGCGGUCUGAAAUAAAAAACUAAUAUUUUAUAAUGGAGGUUGAUCUAAAAAACAAAAUUGUUGUUGUAACGGGUGGCGCUACCGGAAUUGGAUAUAGCAUUGCCGAGAAUUUCUCUAAGCAAUCCGCCACUGUCAUUAUACUGGACCUCAACGAGGAUACAGGUAAACAAGCUAUCGAACGUUUGGGAAUCGAUAAAACUGUAUUCGUGAAAUGCGAUUUGAAAACUGAUAUAGACAGGGCGUUCAAUGAAAUCGUUGAGAAAUACAAACGCAUCGAUGUUCUAGUCAACAACGCUGGUGUUGGAGGUACAGACUACAAAACAUGCAUAGAUAUAAACUUUACAGCAUGUGUAACACUAAGUUUGAAACUGUACCAUUAUAAUAUGAGCCGUGAUGAAAGGACAGAGAGCACAAUUAUAAAUAUUUCUUCGAUUAUGGGCUACCGGAUUUCACAAUUUAGUCCAAUAUAUCAAGCAACGAAAGCCGGCAUGAUUACCUUCACCAGAUCGUUGGGUCACGAGGAGAAUCUUCAAAAGUCUGGCGUUCGCGUUGUGGCUCUGUGCCCUGGCUUCACUAAAACUAAUUUAACUAGACCCUUUUUCGAAGAGGACACUAGUUCAAUUCCUGCGGAUUUAUUGGCAUAUGCAAUGGCGCACACCUGGCAAGAACCAAGCGACGUCGGGUCCGCAUCUCUGGAAGUAUUCAAGAGAGCACCGAGCGGUUCUAUUUGGUUGAUCGAAGGUGGGAACCUUGAAGAGAUUCUUUUUCAAAAUUGAACCAUGAUCAACUUUACUCGAAACUAGCGACCCGCCCUCGCUUCGCUUCGGAAAUUGUAAUUUAUUAUUAAUUUCUCCACUAUUUAAUGGAUGUUAUUAUGUAUAUAAACCUUCCUCUUCAAUCACUCUAUCUAUUAAAAAAAACCGCAUCAAAAUCCGUUGCGUAGUUUCAAAAAUUUAAGCAUACAUAGGGACAGAGAAAGCGACUUUGUUUUAUACUAUGUAGUGAUAUUAUUUAAUGAAGUAAAGUGAACAUUAAAUGUAACUAAGUAUUUAGGUGUUUAGUACAUAGUACGUGAGGUCAUGUUUCACUGAUUUCCUACAUAUUUACAGAAAUUCUGUAAAAAAAUCGUUACUUGUAACAAUAAUAAAGCCUGUCUAUUUUGA